CGUAGUGACGCAGACUCAGAAUUCCCAUUUCCCGCCAAACUGUGAGGCUGGGGUUUUUCUUCCCUCCAGUGGUGCUGUCAGGCAAAGCCCCCGAGGCUCAUGGAGGCAUUUGACCCCAACGAGCUCCCCGAGCUGCUCAAGCUUUACUACCGGAGGCUCUUCCCCUUCUCCCAGUACUAUCGCUGGCUCAAUUAUGGCGGAGUGGUAAAGAAUUAUUUUCAGCACAGGGAGUUUUCGUUCACACUGAAAGAUGAUAUAUACAUUCGCUACCAGUCUUUCAACAACCAAAGUGAGAUGGAAAAGGAGAUUCAGAAAUUGAAUCCACACAAAAUUGAUAUUGGAGCAGUGUAUUCCCACAGACCCAUUCAGCAUAAUACAGUGAAGCUAGGAGCUUUUCAAGCUCAGGAAAAAGAACUGGUGUUUGACAUUGACAUGACAGACUAUGAUGAUGUGAGGAGAUGCUGUAGCUCUGCAGAUAUAUGUUCUAAAUGCUGGACCCUUAUGACAAUGGCCAUCCACAUCAUAGACAGAGCUCUAAAAGAGGACUUUGGAUUUAAACAUCGCCUCUGGGUAUAUUCUGGAAGGAGAGGUGUUCAUUGCUGGGUCUGUGAUGAAACAGUCAGAAAAUUGUCCUCAGCAGUACGCUCUGGGAUAGUAGAAUAUCUAAGUCUUGUAAAGGGCGGAGAAGAGAUGAGAAAGAAGGUUCAUCUCAGUACAAAGGUUCAUCCUUUCAUCAGAAAAUCAAUAAACAUAGUAGAAAAAUAUUUUGAAGAAUAUGCCCUGGUUGGUCAAGAUAUUUUUGAAAAUAAAGAGACCUGGGAUAAAAUUUUAACUCUUGUCCCUGAAUCUAUUCAUGCUGAACUUCAGCAAGGAUUCCAGAAGUGUCAUAAUUCAGUCCAGCGCUGGGAACAUUUGAAGAGAACAGUGAGCACAAAUCGGGCUGUCAAAAAUGAGAAAUUUGGACCCUGGGUAGAGUGGGAGAUCAUGCUACACUACUGUUUUCCUCGGCUGGAUAUCAACGUUAGCAAAGGGAUCAAUCAUUUACUGAAGAGUCCAUUCAGCGUUCAUCCUAAAACAGGUCGUAUUUCUGUUCCUAUUAAUUUGCAGAAAGUGGAUCAAUUUGACCCAUUCAUCGUUCCUACUAUAAGCCAGAUCUGCCAUGAAUUAGAUAUGGUCUCCACUAAUGAAGAUGAUGGGGACAAGGAAAAUGAAGCUGAACCUGACACCAAGCGUCAUACUAGAGAUUAUAAGAAGACCAGUCUGGCUCCCUAUGUGAAAAGUUUUGAACAAUUUUUGGAAGAACUGGAUAAGUCCAGAAAAGGAGAACUUCUGAGAAAGAGUGAUGCACAGAGAGACUUCUGAAGACAACGGUUCCCUUUAAACCAAAGUAGAUUUCUCUGACCUUCAACCAGUAGCUCAUUACAUCCAACCAUGUUAUAAUAUGCUGGACCAUACACAAUAUAAUUAUUGGGUCAUAGCUUACAAAUGUUAACAGCAGUUUAUAUUGAAAAGGUUCCUAAUGCCAUUAAAAAUAUAUUUACAAAUGUAAGGCAUCUGGCAGAAAGAGAAUUUGGUGAUAGUUGGAUUUGGUAUCAUUUUCAAAGUAGAUUUUUUUUUGGAGAGGAGGAAUCAGGCUUUCCAGUUCAUUAGCUUUUUUUUCCAGUUCAUUAGCUUUGUGGGAUAAUUUGUUUAUAACAAAGUGGGUACCUUUAAUAUUUUUUGGUAACAAAAGUUUUCACCUUUUGUUACCAAAAAUAUUAUUAAAGACAUUUGAGCAAUAAUAUAUUCAAGAUCCUAAUUUCAAUUCACUGGAAACAUUUGGGAGAUUUUCCUGAUAGAGGAAGAGUUUGUCCUUAAGUCUCAGCCAGUUAAGUUUAUCGACCUCACAUAUGUUCUAAGUCACAACAGAAAUUUUCUGAGUUUCUGUUGGUCAGCCAUUCAUACCCUCAGUGCCCAGCCUUCACAAUUAAUUUUUAAAUAGUACACAGAACCUUUUUUCCUUUUUAAAAAUUUUUAACUUAAAACAAUCCCCUCCCCCAAUAAAUGAGCCUUUCCAUACAGAACACAGAGGAUUAUGGAUGAAACUAUGAAUCUCUGCUUCAUACUUCUUGCUUUUUUUAAAUGAUAAAUUUUAUGUUACUUUCCAAACCAACUUGCUUAUCUAUACUUGUUUUUGUUUUCUUCUAUGCAUUUUUAAAAAAUGUUUCAAUGGCCCACUUUAUUUGGCAUCAUAAUUGCUAAUCUGCUUUUUCCUCCACCCCUCCAUUAAAAACUAAAAAAAAACUUGUAAUGCCUCAGUCAAACAAAAUGAAUCCACACAGUAACUGAGUCCAAAAAUAUCUAUCUCUUUCUGUCCUUGAGUCCAUCACUUUUUUGUCAGGAGGUGGAUAACAUGCCUCACCUCUGGAGACAUGGUUACUCAUUGCAUUGAUCAGAGUUCUUAAAUUUACCUUUCUAGCUUUCUCUUGUCUGAGUUUUCAUUUCAACGUUUUUAUUCAGUGGGGGUCUUUUCUUCAGAAAUGCUUAAGUCUUCUAUUCCAUUUCAUUUUUGAAAUUUUACCCUUAGUUGCUGGUUUAACACUAUUGAUACUAAGUAGAGUAUUCUUCAAGGCUGUUUCCAAAGAAACCACUUGUAGCUACUUCUUGUUCCCAUGUUCCUGGAAUUCUUAGAAUUAAGGAGCAGUCUAGAAAUAAAUACUGGCCAACCUUACUGUCAAAGACUUAGAGUUAUGUGAUAAAAAGCACCUUGACAUUUUAAAAUGCCCAAAUACUUUACUUCGAAAAUAUAUUUUCAAUUUUGUUUUAUCCAGAUACUUGACUGUGUGUCAAUACAAUCCAAGUGACAGAUUUAUUUUAUUUACUAUUAAACUUUUAAAAUGCUUUAUUAAUAUUCUUUUUCCAUAUUAAUGUACUUCAUACCAACUCACCUCUCCCUUGCCCCCAAAUGGAAGCCCUCCAUUAUAGCAAAUUUAUGUAAUCAGGCAAAACAUAUCAAGAAAUCAUCCACAUCCAAAAAAAUGCAUAUCUGAUUCUGGACCUCUGUUCUAUCACUUCUCUACCAUGUCUGUCAGUCAAUAAAUAGUCAAUCAAUAAAUGUAUAAGUGCUUACAGGCACUGUGCUGGAUGCUGGAGAUACAAAU
This is a messenger RNA of Phascolarctos cinereus (koala), 3140 nucleotides long. It is a transcript of the gene PRIM1, whose product is annotated as DNA primase subunit 1. Lineage: Eukaryota; Metazoa; Chordata; Mammalia; Diprotodontia; Phascolarctidae. The record is from RefSeq and is a predicted model, not a curated record. Gene Ontology annotation, biological process: DNA replication, synthesis of primer.